AUGGAGUUCAAACCAACCUACGCCAUUGUCAACAACGAAAACUGCGAUCUUCACUACUGGUAUCAAGGCUCCGGGCCGCUCAUCACCUUCGUGCCCGGCGGCAAUGGACACGGGAGACAGUACAACGCCAUAAUGGCGGCGUUGUCAGAUAAGUACACCUGUGUGACCUUUGACCGGCGUCAGAUGUCAGCCAGUCAGGUUAAGGUGAACAAGAUCCUCAAGCUGCCGCAGCAGGCGCGCGACGUCGUGGCCGUGAUCAAGGCGAUGGGGUUCUCCAAGUCGAUCGUUUUCGGCAGCAGCCUGGGCGUCAUCAUCGGCUUCCAGCUGGCGCUGGACUUCCCAGAGAUCAUCGACCACGUAAUCUGCCACGAGGCGCCAACCGUGUCACUCCUGCCCAACUCGAGUGCGAUAAUGGACUGGCUCAUGGGCAUCAAGGACUUGUGGAACGAGACUCGCGAUUUGAAGGCGUGUCAAGCGGAGUUCGAGUCCGGGUUCAAGGGCUUUGGCGAGCCCGGGGUCCCGCAGACAAAUCCCCCCGAACCGGAAAAUCCGAUCAAUUUCUGGGAUAACGAGUUCUACGGUGCUUCAUUCUACGUCCCGGACAUGCGGCGCAUCAUCGCGAACAAGGUCAGCAUCGGGCUGAUGACUGGCGCGAGGAGCCGAGACGCAUUCUAUGCGCUGACGACGUAUGAGCAAGAGAAGAUCCUGGGCUGCUUGAGAAUGACUGUGCCUGGACAUCAUCAGGGAUAUGAGGCCGAGCUGGAGGCUUUUCUGCCGGCGAUAGUUGAGAUGUUGGCUGAGUUAGAGAAACGGAGGGGAGCAAACACGUAA
This is a messenger RNA of Phaeoacremonium minimum UCRPA7, 831 nucleotides long. RefSeq names its product putative alpha beta hydrolase fold protein. NCBI's taxonomy places the organism in Eukaryota, Fungi, Ascomycota, Sordariomycetes, Togniniales, Togniniaceae. The record is from RefSeq and is a predicted model, not a curated record. The transcript has a single exon. Gene Ontology annotation, molecular function: triacylglycerol lipase activity. Gene Ontology annotation, biological process: glycerolipid catabolic process. Bases 1 to 831 code for a protein of 276 amino acids.